Messenger RNA from Chaetomium fimeti, 1649 nucleotides. Its product is annotated as Sin-like protein conserved region-domain-containing protein. Gene Ontology annotation, biological process: tRNA transcription by RNA polymerase III. Gene Ontology annotation, cellular component: nucleus; RNA polymerase III complex. The coding region runs from base 192 to 1553 and encodes 453 amino acids. The transcript is spliced from 2 exons. The record is from RefSeq and is a predicted model, not a curated record. NCBI's taxonomy places the organism in Eukaryota, Fungi, Ascomycota, Sordariomycetes, Sordariales, Chaetomiaceae.
CUAAAAUUUCCAGCAUCGCGGGGCACUGCGAACUGCUUGUGACAGAGAAAUCGUGCAAGUCUACAGAUUACAGAAGUCGGGCAUACACACAAUAUAACCCUUUUUACCUCCAAGUUGCCACUCCCACCAAUCGGUCUUUAAUUACUACUACAAAUUCUACGCGUGUACCUUUUGGAUUGGCACCUCAUUCCAUGUCGUCCACUCACCAGCCUCAAGGCGCACCAGCCGCUGACGAUGACGACCCCGUCGUUGCGAACUAUUCCGUCUUCAUCAAGCCGACCCUCCCCGAGCACCGGAACCUCGUCGUUCUACAAUAUGUAACCAAAACCGCCCAAGAUCCGGCCCAAAUCCGGGUACCGCGAAUCAGCGAGCUGCGAACAAAGCCCGGCACCGGCAUGUACGAGGUCGACGUGCCCAUCGACACGACCGAGGCCUACGACCGGAACAAGGGCAUGGCGUGGGGUACGUCGUUGCAAAAGUCCAUGGAUGCCAAGAAGGGCGGCAGUCUGGGUCUAGCCGGCGGGUUCAACAUCGUCGCGACGUCCACGGGCGCCAGGGGCCGCCGGGGCGGUGCCGGCGCCGACGACGAACCACCCCCGCUCAACUGGGCUGAGGCAGCGCGGCAAGACAAGGUCCUGCGCAACCAAACCUACGGCGGCGUCCGCAGCGCUGAGGAAGAAAACACCCGCCACAUGAUCGGCGUCUUUCAAGGGAAAAACCUACACCUCACCCCCGUAUCCUCGGUCGUCCACCUCCGCCCCGUCCCGCACCACCUCGACGCGGCCACCGAACAAGAGCGCCUCGCGCGGGGCCCAGCCAGCGGCGGCGGCGGCGGCGGACCCAACCACUCCACCACUCCCGGCGGCGCGGGCGGGGGCGCGGACAAGGCCGCUGGUGGCGGCGCGGGCGGGCGGGCGAUCCACAUGACGAUCAAGUCGGCGAUGGACGCGGACGGCGGGGUGUCGACGGAGACGAUGGCGGACCGGCUGCGCAGCGUGCAGACGGAGGCCUGGCAGCGCAUGGAGUGGGUGCAUGACGAGGCCGAGUUGGCGUGGGAGGCGUAUAAUGAGUGUUUGUUGUUGCGGUCGGGUGGUGGUGGUGGUGGUGGUGCUGCUGCUGCUGCUACUGCGGCGGAGGGCGGUGAUGGGGAUGGGGAUGGGGAGGCUGGGGCGGGGAAGGGGAAGGGGAAGGGGAAGGGGAAGGGGAAGGGGAAGGAGGUUGCUGGCGCUGCUGCUGCCGAGGCGGGGGGGGAUGUUGAUGAGAGUGGCGCGGCGGAUUUGGUGGAGAAGGUGUCGUGGUUGAAGACGGAUUGGGGGGAGGAGGAACUGCUGCGGGCGGUUAGUGGGAUGGGGGACCCCGUCACGGAAAGGGAGAAGGCAGAUGUGAAGGGGGUGGCUAAGGGAAAGCAGGCAGUGGUCAAGACGGAAGAGCAACCAACCGAUGGGCUGAAGCAGCCUGUUCGGGCUGGUAGGGGCGCAGCGGCUGCUGCCUCUGGUGCGAGGAGAAGUACUAGAAAGGGAGCGACUAAGGGCAGUGCGAUGGAGAUAGACUAAUUGCGAGGUUUGGAGCGUGUGUAAGAAGACUAAACAAGGAGUGAUCCUUAGAAACCUGCAUUGCUAGGAGUUUCGGCCGCAUGAUUCAUUCACAAU